Macrosiphum euphorbiae (potato aphid) is the source of this 795-nucleotide messenger RNA. NCBI's taxonomy places the organism in Eukaryota, Metazoa, Arthropoda, Insecta, Hemiptera, Aphididae. The record is from the annotation of a GenBank genome assembly.
AUGAUUCAAAAUUUGAUUAUUAAUGCUUCAUUACCAUUUAAUUUGGUAGAACAGAUUGAUUUUAAAAAUUUGAUUACAACUGGAUAUCCUAAUCGUCAUGUGUUAUCAAGGAAGACGUUAAUGAAAAAUAUAGAAGCUCAACAUCAAGUCCUUUUACAAGAUAUGAAGAGCAUAUUUUCCAAAGUUAAUUAUUUAACUACCACUGCUGAUUGUUGGACUAUUUUCAAAAGAUCCUAUUUGGGUAUGACUUGUCAUUGGAUUAAUCCAGUAUCACUAGAGAGAGAGUCUUGCUUAUUGGCUAUAAGAAGAUUAAAGGGCAGCCAUACUUAUGAUUUGCUAGCAAGAACUAUGGAAUCUAUUUAUACUGAAUUUAAUAUCAAUGAUAAAGUUAUCUAUACAACAACUGACAACGGUUCUAAUUUUGUCAAAUGCUUUGAAAUAUAUGGUCAAUCGUCAGUUGUUGAAAUUGUUCAAGAUGGAAGUAAGAAAACAGAUGUAGAAAUUCUUCAAACUCUAGAAGAUUCAAUUGAAGAGGAAUAUGAUGAAAACAAAGAAGACACUGACGAUGAUGCUAAUACUGAAAAAGAUGAAGAUGUUAGUUUUUCUCGUAUAUCUAUUACCCAAGUUCUGGAUAACAGAGAACUAAUUGGUGAAUGUACAUCCAAUUGGGAUGAUUGUAUGGUAUAUAACCUACCUAAGCAUCACAGAUGUGCUUCGCAUACUCUAAAUCUAAUAGCAACAGCUGAUAUUGAAAAAGCUUUAUCGCCUAAUGUUUCCAAAGACCAUCUAUGUUAA